UGUCGCGCUCGAGACGCAACCGAGUGGCGACCACGGGUUGGAAAAGCUGCUGCUGGCACGACGCUGCACAAACGAGACGUCCGGCAGCUGAUUGGUCAUCGAGAGGAGCUCAACCCUCACCCGCAGGUUGGGACCUCCCGUUUGGAGCUGCCCCACCACGUCAAAGACGAAAAAAAGGCUCCACCUGACCCCCAUCUGGAGAAUAAAGAGGAGGAUCCGGAACGCUUCCACGUUAAGGAGGAAGAGGACGAGACCGAUGUCAGCCAGUUGCUUCUCUCGGUUGUCUCCGUAAAGGGCGCCGCCGACGCACCCGAGUCGAUUCCGCUUAGUUGCCGCCUCGGAAGGCCGUCGCCCGACAAACGCUUGGCGCCGCUGUCGGACAGUGACGACAUGGGCGAUGCGAGCGACGCAGACCGCGAAGGUGACGACAAAGCGCUGAAAUCCUUCCAUAAGAAGACGGGUGGCAGCUGCUCCACUUGCGGGAAAACAUUUGCUCAAAACGGACCUCUGAUCAGACACACGCGAACGCACACGGGAGAAAAACCCUACACUUGCUCCGCCUGUGGCAAAGGAUUCACAAAUAAGUCCGACAUGGUCCGGCACAUGAGAACGCACACGGGGGAAAAACCGUUCAGCUGCACCCUGUGCGAGAAACGAUUCUCUCACAAGGAAAGUUUGGUCGCCCACACGAGAACGCACACGGGCGAGAAACCUUUCAUUUGCUCCGUUUGCGGCAAAACGUUCACUCAAAAUUCAAGCAUGGUGGCGCACAUGAGGAUCCACACGGGGGAGAAACCGUACGGUUGCUCGCUGUGCGGCAAAAGAUUCAUUCUGAAGCCAAACAUGGUCUCACACAUGAGGACCCACUCUGGAGAAAAACCUUACGGUUGCUCGCUGUGUGACAAAACCUUUGCGUUUAAGUCCUGCGUGGUCACUUAUGAGGAAGAGGACGAGACCGAUGUCAGCCAGUUGCUUCUCUCGGUUGUCUCCGUAAAGGGCGCCGCCGACGCACCCGAGUCGAUUCCGCUUAGUUGCCGCCUCGGAAGGCCGUCGCCCGACAAACGCUUGGCGCCGCUGUCGGACAGUGACGACAUGGGCGAUGCGAGCGACGCAGACCGCGAAGGUGACGACAAAGCGCUGAAAUCCUUCCAUAAGAAGACGGGUGGCAGCUGCUCCACUUGCGGGAAAACAUUUGCUCAAAACGGACCUCUGAUCAGACACACGCGAACGCACACGGGAGAAAAACCCUACACUUGCUCCGCCUGUGGCAAAGGAUUCACAAAUAAGUCCGACAUGGUCCGGCACAUGAGAACGCACACGGGGGAAAAACCGUUCAGCUGCACCCUGUGCGAGAAACGAUUCUCUCACAAGGAAAGUUUGGUCGCCCACACGAGAACGCACACGGGCGAGAAACCUUUCAUUUGCUCCGUUUGCGGCAAAACGUUCACUCAAAAUUCAAGCAUGGUGGCGCACAUGAGGAUCCACACGGGGGAGAAACCGUACGGUUGCUCGCUGUGCGGCAAAAGAUUCAUUCUGAAGCCAAACAUGGUCUCACACAUGAGGACCCACUCUGGAGAAAAACCUUACGGUUGCUCGCUGUGUGACAAAACCUUUGCGUUUAAGUCCUGCGUGGUCACGCACAUGAGGACCCACACGGGAGAGAAACCUUUUCGUUGCUCGCUGUGCGGCGAAAGAUACGCUCAGCGGGCCAAUUUGACUGCACACAAGCGGAUGCACCACAAAACAAGAGCAAGUAUGAAUUGCAGUUUUGCUCCAUUUCCUGGUUUGUGCUUUCGGUGCCGCCCGCGUCAUUUCUGUCCAAUGGGAGCACCCAUCGUCACUCGCGUCGAUGUGUUUCCGGAAUGUUGUUCUCCUGUGCACAAGAAGCCUCGGCACAGUUGUGUGAGGCUCCUUAUGAGUUUCACGGUGUACUUGUGCUUCUUUUGUUCCGUAGACGUUCAACAGCCGACUGAGGGGAGCCCCAGUAUGGAUUGUCAGCAGCCCCCCAACGUCAAAGUGGAGGAGGAGGACGCCAGCGACUUGCCACUGACGGUUAUCGUUGUCAAGAUAGAAGAAGAGGACGGACGACAGACAGCUCCACUGACAGACAGCGACGACACGGACGAUAGGACCGAUGGAGAAGGCAAAUAUUUGAAAAAGGCAACGACUCUUAAAGAGAAGAAAAAUUGUGAAGCGCGCCGGAGACGUCAUAUUCGUAAGGAGGGUUUGACCUGCUCUGUUUGCGGUAAACAAAUUCCUUACGAGAGUACUUUGAAUGAACACAUGCGGACACACACGGGAGAAAGGCCCUUUAGCUGCUCAGUUUGUGGGGAAAGUUUUGCUCGAAAAGCCAACAUGAAUCGACACGAGCAGACGCACACCGGAGAAAAGACGUUCGCGUGCUCGGUUUGCGGGAAAAGCUUUUCCUAUAAGCACAGUUUGAAUGUCCACAUGACGGAGCACACCGGGGAAAAACCUUGGCGCUGUUCAGUUUGUGGCCAAUGUUUUGCUCGAAGGGAACGUUUGCACGUACACGUGAGAGGGCACACGGGAGAAAAACCCUUCAGUUGCUCAGAUUGUAGCGGAAGGUUUCGCCAUCGCUCCAAUUUGAACGCGCACAUGCGCAGACACAAAACAGAGAGAAUAAAUCUUUUGCACAACUUUGACGUGCCGGAGAGGAGAACCGGCGACAGUCACAACAACAGGACGCCAUUUUCUUCAGGCAAGGUUUGCGGGAAAAGCUUUUCCUAUAAGCACAGUUUGAAUGUCCACAUGACGGAGCACACCGGGGAAAAACCUUGGCGCUGUUCAGUUUGUGGCCAAUGUUUUGCUCGAAGGGAACGUUUGCACGUACACGUGAGAGGGCACACGGGAGAAAAACCCUUCAGUUGCUCAGAUUGCGGUAAAAGUUUUGCAUCAAAGCAAAAUUUGAGCAUUCACACGAGGUCGCACACGGGAGAAAAACCUUUUAGUUGCACAGUGUGUGGUAAGAAAUUCACUCAGAAGUUUUAUUUGAAUGCACACGCGCAGAAACACACGAAUACAUCGGACUACUUGCAAGCGAUGGCGUCGCACGAGGAGCAACUUUGUCAAGCGAAAGAGGAGAAGGAUGGAGAAGCACGACAAGUGGCCGCCAUUUUCCCUGCCUCCGGUGCCUCACUGCACAGUCGAGACAUCCAGCAGCCGAUCGGUCAUCGGGAAGAAAAUCCGGAGCCCCGUCGUAUUAAAGAGGAAGACCAAGAUCCGCAGCAGCCCUGCGUUAAAGAGGAAGAAGAGGAGGUCGACGUCAGCGAGUUCUCACUCAACGUCGUCGUCGUGAAGAGCGAAGACGACGAAGGCGACGCAGCCGAAUGGUCGCAGCUUCAUCGCCGCAGUCUCAGCGGAGAGCGCCGCGGGGCACAGCCCGCAGACCAGCGCUUACCUGCGCCUUCACGCGGCGGUGACUUGGAGAAACCCUCAAGGAGCGCCGCAGACGCCGGAGAGGACGACAGACCUUUGGCAAGCGCUGCGAAAGAACAUUUGACCUGCUCACUUUGCGGUAAAAGCCUCUCUUGCAAGUACAGCGUGAAGGAGCACAUGAGAACGCACACGGGAGAAAAGCCCUUCAGCUGUACCGUUUGUAGUAAAAUGUUUGCUUGCAAGUCGAAUAUGGUGAGGCACAUGAGAGCACACACGGGCGAGAAGCCAACUUUUCAUUGUUCAGUUUGCGGCGACACGUUUGCACAAAAGGGCUCGUUGAUCGUGCACAUGGCGACACACACGGAAGAGAAACGCAUCGAUUGCUUUAUUCCAAGUCGAAACACAAGUAUCAUUACAUCCAGCAGCCGAUCGGUCAUCGGGAAGAAAAUCCGGAGCCCCGUCGUAUUAAAGAGGAAGACCACGAUACGCAGCAGCCCUGCGUUCAAAGAGGAAGAAGAGGAGGUCGACGUCAGCGAGUUCUCACUCAACGUCGUUGUCGUGAAGAGCGAAGACGACGAAGGCAACGCAGCCGAGUGGUCGCAGCUUCGUCACCGCAGUCCGAGCGGAGAGCACCGCGGGGCAGAGCCCGCCGACCAGCGCUUAGCUGCGCCUUCGCCUGGCGGCGACUUGGAGAAACCCUCAAGGAGCGCCGCAGACGCCGGAGAGGACGACAGACCUUUGGCAAGCGCCGCGAAAGAACAUUUGACCUGCUCACUUUGCGGUAAAAGCCUCUCUUGCAAGUACAGCGUGAAGGAGCACAUGAGAACGCACACCGGAGAAAAGCCCUUCAGCUGUACCGUUUGUAGUAAAAUGUUUGCUUGCAAGUCGAAUAUGGUGAGGCACAUGAGAGCACACACGGGCGAGAAGCCAACUUUUCAUUGUUCAGUUUGCGGCGACACGUUUGCACAAAAGGGCUCGUUGAUCGUGCACAUGGCGACACACACGGAAGAGAAACGUUUCGCUUGCUCAGUUUGUGGGAAAAGAUUCGCGAAGAAAAAGAAUCUGACGGUCCACAUGAGGACGCACACGGGAGAAAAACCUUACAGCUGCUCCGUGUGCAGCGAAACCUUUGCCAAAAAGAUCUUUUUGAUUGCACACACGGCCACGCACACGGGAGAGAAACCUUUCACCUGCCCCGUUUGCGGCGAAAGCUAUUCGUACAAGCGCAGUUUGAACAUCCACAUGCGGACACACACGGGGGAAAGUCUGGUGAGCUGCUCGGUUUGCCGUGAAAGUUUUUCUUACAAAAGAAGUUUGAAAGCGCACAUGCGGAAACACACGGGAGAGAAACCUUUCACCUGCUCCGUGUGUGGCGACAGUUUUACCUACAAGCAGACCUUAAACGCGCACAUGAAAAGGCACACGGGAGAAAAACCCUUCAGUUGCUCAGUCUGCGGCGAUAGUUUUACCUAUCGGCCGACUUUUAACGCACACGUGAGGACGCAUACAGGAGAAAAACCUUUCACUUGCCCGGUUUGUGGCAAAAGCCUUUCUUACAAGCACAGUUUGAAUGAGCACAUGCAGACGCACGCAGAAAAACGCUUUGGCUGCUCCGUUUGCGGGCAGCAGUUCGCUCAGGAGGCCUCUCUGAGGGCGCACGCGGCAGCGCACACAGGUGAAAAACCUUUCACCUGCUCCGUUUGUGGCGAACGCUUCACUCAGAAGCAAUACAUGCUCAAACACAAGAGAAGGCACACAGGAGAAAAGCGCUGCACGUGCUCAGUUUGCGGGAAAAGUUUUGCCUCCAAGCAGCAUUUGAACGUGCACACGUGGACGCACACGGGAGAAAAACCCUUUCGCUGCUCGGAGUGCGGCGAAAGCGACAAAGCAGCGACGCCCAGCUUUUGUUCUUGUGCAGCUCGCUCAAAUAAAACGUGCAAUUGUUGA
Messenger RNA from Hippocampus comes (tiger tail seahorse), 5346 nucleotides. RefSeq names its product zinc finger protein Xfin-like. The record is from RefSeq and is a predicted model, not a curated record. Gene Ontology annotation, molecular function: RNA polymerase II cis-regulatory region sequence-specific DNA binding; DNA-binding transcription factor activity. Lineage: Eukaryota; Metazoa; Chordata; Actinopteri; Syngnathiformes; Syngnathidae. The coding region runs from base 391 to 5346 and encodes 1651 amino acids. Gene Ontology annotation, biological process: regulation of transcription by RNA polymerase II. The transcript has 9 exons.